This is a messenger RNA of Rosa chinensis, 773 nucleotides long. RefSeq names its product EPIDERMAL PATTERNING FACTOR-like protein 9. Lineage: Eukaryota; Viridiplantae; Streptophyta; Magnoliopsida; Rosales; Rosaceae. The transcript is spliced from 3 exons. The coding region runs from base 232 to 570 and encodes 112 amino acids. The record is from RefSeq and is a predicted model, not a curated record. Gene Ontology annotation, biological process: positive regulation of stomatal complex development.
CCCCCCUCUGACUCUGAGUCACACUGCUGCAGAUUUUGCCCCUACUCUCAUAUGCUCCCUACUGCUAACUACUAUAGCUGAGAGGAGCUUCUAGCGACCUCGCUGAUUUCAAUACAGCUCUCUCUCCCUCCCUCCCUCUCUUAUCCUUCUGCUUGUAUAUUGACCACAUAUAUUUCAUCUUUCUCACUCAAAGUUAUUCCUACUCCAAAACUCCAGAGGAGUUUGAGAAAAAUGGCCAGAGCUAGAAUACCUCCUGAAUUACUCUUAGUACUGCUUUUCACAUUAAUCUUUGCAGCUUAUGUUAUACAGGGAUCCAGAACUCAAGUAGCAGCACUCCAAAACCAUCAAAGGGUCUAUGGUUCCUCUCCUUCAAAAGGAGAACAACUUAAGCAGGGUAGCGAGGAAAAGAAGAACUACGCAAGGAGACUGAUGAUUGGAUCCACAGCACCAACAUGUACUUAUAAUGAAUGCAGAGGAUGCAAGUACAAGUGCAGAGCUGAGCAAGUCCCAGUAGAAGGAAAUGACCCAAUCAAUAGUGCUUACCACUACAGAUGUGUUUGUCAUAGGUAACCAACUACAUUUAUCGUGAGAGUUUCAGUUGAGGAUUGAGUCUGUUUUCCAAUUCGAAUGGAUAUCAUGCUAGCAGCGGCACAAUCAUGAAAGAAAAUAAUUUAGUCCAAUGUUUGCUGGUAUAGCAAAAUUAAGUUCAAAGGGUGUUAAUGUAGUGUGCUAUGAAUUUUUGAAUGAUGAAAACUGAAUCAAUUUUUGGUGAA